This is a messenger RNA of Cylindrotheca closterium, 1032 nucleotides long. NCBI's taxonomy places the organism in Eukaryota, Bacillariophyta, Bacillariophyceae, Bacillariales, Bacillariaceae. The record is from the annotation of a GenBank genome assembly.
AUGAACAUGGAAGACAUAAUAUUGGAAUAUGUUUGCCCAUCAAUGGGAUGUAUAAUGGCAAACGCCAUGAAUGCAGCACCGAUAUCCGAUUUGAGACAAGCACUUACGGUUGGGACAUUGGGUGAUUUGAAUCCAUCUCCUUGGGUGUUCAUGACAGGAAAUUGUCUUGGGCUGUGCGCGUAUUCGUAUUACACUAACGAUCCAUUUAUAUUGGCAGCCAACUUACCAGGAUUACUACUAAGCCUAUGGUUGAAUCACGGAGCCAUCAAGCUGCAAUAUUUGGAGUUGAGAACAAGAGCAGGUGGUGGCGGUGGCGGUGAUAAUCUACUAAACAACCACAACAAUAACAACAUAGGUGGGGAUGAUGAAGAAGCCUUGGACUUGCAGGACGAUUCCAUAAUACACGGCGUUUCGACCAGUAACAAUCAAAGAACAAUGGACGAACAACGGCUGAUACCACCAGAAGCAAUGAUAUUCGUGUCACAAGAAGUCAAACUCUAUCGAAUACUGCUGGUCUGGUCCAGUGUUCUGAUAUGGGUCGGUUGGAUCAGUCCACUGCUAAGAACCAUCAAUUCCUCUAUCUUUCUGACAAGAAUCUCGUCCGGCACCGCUCCCGAGAUUGUGGGACUCGGCGUCAAUAUGAAUCUAAUCUUUUUCUAUGGUGCCCCAUUGACAUCGAUAUUCCAAGUGGUCAAGACGAGACGGUCGAGUAGCAUUCAUCGUCCUACCAUGUACAUGAGUUUUAUGAAUGCAACAUUCUGGACUGGUUAUGGUUUUGCUCGAAUGGAUCCAUUUAUCAUUGUCCCCAAUGGAGUUGGAAUGAUACUUGGGAUUGUUCAGUUCACCUUGUGUAGAAUGUUUCCAAAGGGAGAAGGAGAUAGAAUACCGAUUCGUGGGGAAUCCUUUGAUGACGAUGGACUCAUGAUGACUAAAGUGAAUACCGGCCAUGAUGAUUAUAAUGACAAUGAUUCAAAAGAUAAUCAAACGGGGGGCGAUGUCGAACUAGACGAUGAUGAUCUUGAGUUUCUAUAG